AUGGACUGGCAGAUCACCGACGGAGGGGAGGUUCAACAAGCAAAGGAAAAAGUUCAAGAGCAAAAGUCAAGGCGUAGAAUUGGCGCUCAGUGUGUCCCACUUCAGACUUUGAUGAAGGGGAGUGGGUGCGUACGCGCCUGUACGGUUCGUCGAUCUGAAGGCUCAUCGUUGACGACUUGCUGCUAAGCUUGGCGCAGGGCAGCGCAGGCCAGGCCUCGUCUGGGCAAGCAUCACGAGGUGCAGAAUCUGGGAGAGGGAGGGGCCUUUCAAUCGCGCGCUGA
Messenger RNA from Ceraceosorus bombacis, 281 nucleotides. The record is from the annotation of a GenBank genome assembly. Lineage: Eukaryota; Fungi; Basidiomycota; Exobasidiomycetes; Ceraceosorales; Ceraceosoraceae.